Messenger RNA from Pimephales promelas (fathead minnow), 5676 nucleotides. Lineage: Eukaryota; Metazoa; Chordata; Actinopteri; Cypriniformes; Leuciscidae. The record is from RefSeq and is a predicted model, not a curated record.
CGGAGAAGAGGAUGACAAUUCAUUGAUUAACUUCGGAUCAAAAGUCGCAAAAUGGAACCUCGCUUCAGGAGACGAGCUGAUGGCAGCCUGAAUUUGACUGAUACAAUGGAAGCGGCAAAGGUGAAGGAGGCCAACAAAGGAAAGCCCUACGCAAGACCCCUGUCCCCUGACAUAGUGCUGGACAAGGCCAAGAAAAGCUUAAGUCAGCACCAUGGAGAUCCAGCUAACAGAAAGCACCUGCUGGGUUUCUUUGAAAUCCAGUUUGGUGUAUUUCGAGGGCAAACAUUCAAGUGGGUGGCUGAAAAUGCCCUGGGGUAUGCAGCUUACCUGGUGGCAGCUAUGAAGAGGGACCCCACAGGAGGCAGCAAAGACUCCCAAGAACAUGCCCACAACAAAGAGAGUUUUAGGGAGUAUGUUGAGCUCUUUCCUUCUGGCAGAAUUGCCAUUGCCAUGAAGGAAGAGCAAUAUGCUGGGAAAGAUCUCCAGCACGCUGCCUCGACCCAGCACGCUACCACCACCCAGCACGCUACACCACCCAGCACGCUACAUCACAUCCCACACGCUACCACCACCCAGCACGCUACCAUCACAUCCCAGCACGCUACCACCACCCAGCAUGCUGCCUCCACCCAGCACGCUACCAUCACAUCCCAGCACGCUGCCUCUACCCAGCACGCUACCACCACCCAUACUUCUACUGCCCAUCUCCGCUCCCUCUUGUUUAGGAAGUUGCCUAACCAGAAAAACCUGACCAAGACCAUUGAAAGGCUGGUUUCCCCCGUCAAAUCCACACCUUCGUUGGCCAAGGCACGUACGCGUCCCUCAGCCACCCUCACUCGCCCGACUGUGUCCAUUGAGGCAGCCACAGGGACCUCAGCCACCCUCACUCGCCCGACUGUGUCCAUUGAGGCAGCCACAGGGACCUCAGCCACCCUCACUCGCCCGACUGUGUCCAUUGAGGCAGCCACAGGGACUUCAGCCACCCUCACUUGUCCGACUGUAUCCACUGAGAUAGAUGACAGCACACUGCUGGCAGAGGCAACUAAGUUUGAGAUGGCACAUCUGUCAUCACAACGAGUCUGUCUUCCAUCUGGAUGGAUACACACUCUGCCUGAAGUGGAUCAGAGAUGGAUUUCCAAGGCUCUGUUCAGGUGGACAGCACAGGGCCACCCUGAGCUGAUCUUCAGCAGGGUGGACAAACUUUGGUGGUAUCCUCCACAGGUUCCACUGAAGACCAGUAAUUGCCCUCCCUUAGAGAAUUACUUUGGCCAUCCCCUGCUGCUCUGGAUGCCACGAAAACUGUGGCAAGUGAAGCUGACCUGUCCACAUCCAGACUGUCAGAAAGACCUUCUGACUUCAGCUGGCUUGCAUCAAAAGAUCAGGCAGGUGAUUGCCUUGGGUAAGACAUACUUUGUGGCAUCUGAGUACCUGGCCUGCCGAAGAUGCAAGAGGAAGGUCAUCAGCUGGAGCCAUGAUAUCGUCUCCCAGCUCGACAUUGGCCACAGGGUGCAGUUCCCUUGCAUUCUUACAUCAAAACUUGCAUGUGACAUGGAGGUAGUAUGUUUGAUGCGUCAGCGAGGGCUGGGAAACAGCAGCAGCCAGAUCCAGCGCAAGCUGCAGGAACGUCAUACUGAGGUGUGGUUGCAAAAGACAGUCCAGUAUCUGACAUUGCAGGAUUGCAAGGGCUGCUGGAUGAGAUCAAAGCGCACUAUCACAUCUCAAUAUGGUCGGAUCUUAAAAAUGGAUUCAACAAAAAAAGUGGCCAGAAAACUAGCGGGACGGAGCUAUGGCACUGCUACCUGGGCGACCAAUGUUGGCAAUGAGCACGGACAGGUGAUCAUGUCCGUGCUCACAGCCAGUGAAGGUUUUGGUCUCGGGCCAAUGAUUGAAGGCCUCAUCAAGCGAUACAGAGUGGCUGGGGUGGCUCCUCCCGAGAUACUGUAUGUCGACCGAGACUGCUGUGGCAACACUCUUCUGAGGAGAAUGUUUGAAGAGUGGGAGCGAAUGAUCAUCCGUUUAGAUGUAUGGCACUUCAUGAGGAGGUUUGCUGUGGGUUGCACCACUGACUCUCAUCAGUUGUAUGCCACAUUUAUGAGUCGCCUCAGCCACUGUAUUUUCAUGUGGGACCAGGUUGACCUGGCGGCCCUGAAGAAGGCAAAGCAUGCAGAGCUAGAGGCUAACUGGAAACCUACAUCCGAGGCUGAUGUGUUGCGCAGUAUCAGCCGUAACGAGCUAGCCCUACAUUGCAGGAGAACCACUCGCGGGACCAAGGAGACCCUGGCGCUGAUUGAAAGCCUUAUUCAGGCCUUUGAUGGAGAUGCUGGUCGUGACACUAUGGGAGUCCCACUAAUAAACUCAGCCCGGAUGAGAGAGAUCUUGAAGUCCCAGCGGAAGCAUGUGGCCUGCAUCCAGGAUCCUGUAGGUGUGCAGCUCUACGUGCAGACGGGCACUGUAGUGAAGGGAGGGCACCGUCUGCCAACCUACCGCUGUGCCAGAGGCUCCACUUCGCUUGAGUCAUUUCACCUGCACCUUAACAGAUUCAUCCCAGGUACGCUGGCGAGUGACACCUUCUUCCAGGCAUAUCUUUUGGAUGGACUUGCAAGGUGGAAUGAGGACCGGGCUGUGGCAGCAACAACGGAUGAGCAGCAGCCCCAUUCCUACAAUCAUCUUCUGCGUCAUGCUGUCAACACUCUUGCAGAGGAGGUUAUGGGCAAGAAAAUCAUCCCUUAUGUUGGGCCAAGAAAGUACACUGGUGAGCUUAUUGGAGUGGAAUAUCUUUACCAGCAAACUGGUAAAGUUCUGCAAGACUACAAGUUGGCCAUUGAAGAGUCCGAGACCACUGAGGUUGGUAUAGAAGUGGAUGAAGGUUAUGCUGAACUUGAGGAGUUUCAGGACAUCACUGUCCCUACCCUUGACACAGAACGGACACCUGUUGCCUCUUCACAAGCAUCAGUGUCUGCAGCAUCAUCUCCAACCCCUCCUGUCACCAGCUCCAUUUCACCAUUGUCUGUGGUUCCUCCAUCACCAACCCCUCCUGUCACCAGGUCCAUUUCUCCAUUGUCUGUGGUUUCUCCAUCACCAACCCCUCCUGUCACCAGCUCCAUUUCACCAUUGUCUGCGGUUCCUCCAUCACCAUCCACAUCUGUCACCUGCUCCAUUUCACCAUUGUCUGUGGUCCCUCCAUCUCCUGUCACUAGCCCACUGCACAGUCAUUUAAAGCCAGGACUCUUUCCUGGAGCACAUAGCUUGGACCAGUCAUCAGCAGAAACUUCUGAACAUCUGACAUCUGAAGAGAACACUUCACAUGAUGAUUCUGUUGGACCAGAUAAUAUUGGGGGGUAUGGAGCCGUGCAGGACUUGGCUGAGUUCUUGGUUAGCCUCAGAGACCACCGUCUGGCCUUGACUGGUGAAGAGUGCGCCAAGAUCAUCACCCUAUGGCAAGCAUUGGUGGAGUAUGACAAGAGGAAGACAAUUUAUCCACCACGUCACCAAACCUCCUUAAAACAGGGACGAUUCAGAGCCACAAAGAAGAUUGUGGCACCAGGUGUGGAGAGCACCAAAAGGUGUUUCGUUGGGGCUCAUAGUCCUGCACAGUGGCCUAGCUGCAACCGAGUGGUGGAGGCCAUCUUCACAAGGCUCUGUGCCCUCUAUCCAAACGUGGUGCGGUGUGAUGGAGUGAGGGUGUCCCGCUUCACAAUGGUGGUGCGUGCUUACAAGCACAUCCGAGAGUGCAUCCUCUCUAAUGCUAAGGUGAUGAGCGAGACCACCAUCCAGCUCCCGGAAGUAAACAGUGCAACAGUGACACAAUGGUACAGCAGGCGUUGUAAGUCACAGGAGCAGGAGAUAUUGAAACAGGGUAUCCAAGCCCCUGAAGCACCCAUGGCAGGACCUGAGAACCUUCCUGCUGCUUUGCAGAAAAGACCGACUCUCUGUUCCGGCAAUUUGUCAGAGCCACACAUUUUUAUCCUGCCACCAAAUACUGCUGGGGAGGCUAAACUCAAAGGGAGGUCGCAACCUCAGCAACCUCAGGCCAUCUUCCAGGCUCCACCAUCACACCAAGGACUUCCUGUCCCUAUUGCACCAGCACCACCUGUCUCUCUCCCUUUCAUUUUACCACCUGUGCAGCCUCCUACAGUGCCUGGUACCUCACAGGUGAUGUUCUUCUUACCUUCAGCUAUGACACCAUCAGCUCAAACACAGACAUCCAGUCAAUCGGUUCCUUACUCCACACAGCAAUAUAGGAAGAGAAAACAGAAGAGGGAGAGCGCUGGAACAGUGACAAGAAAGUAUGUGAGAAAGACAGACGUCAUUCUUUGCAAAAAGUGCAAUAAGGAGAGAAAGCCACCAACACAUCUCCAGUACUUUGGGAACUGGUACUGCGAAGAGUCUGAGACUCAAUCAUAUGAUGAAUGGAGGGCUGUGCUGAUGGAACGAGCUGUGCCCACCAGCCCAUCCUAUGUUCCUCCGUACUUUCCUAUCGUCUUAGGCUCUCUUCCCACUGCUACAAAUACAAGUCCCUCUGUGACACCUGCCAUGACUCCAGCAGCACCACAGAAAGAGCUGGUUGUGGAUGAGCGCAGUAUCCCAGGGAUGGACAGAGUGGACAGCCUGGCAGAGUACUUGGUGGGACUGAGGAAUGAAACUGGACAAACCCUUAACUCCCAGCAGGCCAGUACCAUCAUAGCUCUGUGGCAGAACCUUCUACCAUAUGACCAGCAGCGUGUGGAAUACCCUGCACGGUACAAGUCGCGCCUGACAACAGGACGCUUCAGGUGCUCUAAGAAGAAACCUGAAUUUACGCCAGGUGUGGAGAGCAUGACACGUUGCGUCCUAGGAUCGACAGGAUCCCCUGCCCAGUGGCCAGACUGUUGUCGUCUGGUAGAGUGCAUUUUUGUUAAACUUUGUGACAUCCAUAAAUGUCCAAAAAAACAGGGUACAUAUGCACUUACUAGAUGGACUCUAAUUCUCAGAGACUACAGCAGGAUCAGACAGCAAGUCCUGGGUAAUGGUGCAGUCAUGCAGAGCACUACUUUGCAGUUAUUUGAUGUUAAUCAAACAACUCUAGUUCAAUGGCACAACAAGCGACUGAAGAGGCAGGAAUGUAAUAUUCUACUACAAGGGGUCAACUUGCCUGCCUCCAUUCCUGUUGCUCCCGUACCUCUCCCACCAGUACAGGUACGGCCCACUGUUGCACCAUCACAGCCUGGCCCUCAACAUCAAUACCACUUGCCUCAAAGUACAGCAGGACAAGCAGUGGUCAAGAGGAAGUCUGCAGCUCCGGCCCAACGCACACAUUCUCUCCAGUCUGUCUGCCCAAGGUUGCCAGCUGAGAGGCUGUUGUUCCCACAGCAUACAUCUCCACCUACCCCUGCCCCUUUGCCUACUGUCUUCUGCCCCAGGACUGCCAGUAACCCUCUCGUGUAUGUGUUUUCGACCCCACAAGCCAAUGCAUCGAAACGGAUUACACCUGCUGGCACGCUUUCCUCCACACCACCUGCCCGGAGGACCUACUAUCGGAAAAUUGAAAAAAAUAAAUGCAGUCAGUGCCAACAGCCCCGCAACAAAGAAAGUGGCCACAGCCAGUAUUAUGGGUCCAUAUACUGUCCCCAAAAUGCUGGUGUUUCACUUGACCAGUGGAUGGAGGAGAUGCGGAGGAAGAGGGCAGUUAAGAAAUAA